AUGAAUAGUAAUAACAAUGGAGAUAAUAACGAUUCCACUUUUAACCAAGAAUUUCAAUAUAAUUUUGAAUAUGGAUACAGUUUUAAAAAUGAAAAUUUGGAUUUCAUAAUUCAACCACAAUUACAACAAUUUUAUCAACAACAAUACCAACAACAACAACAACAACAAAAUAAUAAUUAUAAUAGUAGUAAUAAUAAUAAAGAUAAUAAUCAUCAAACUCAAUCCCAUCAAUUAAUAAAUAUAAUUGACCCAUUUCAAAGGGAUAAAAUAGUAUUAAGAAAGCGUGAAAAUGGUUUAUUUUCAACGACUGAUAAUGAAAGUUCAAUACCUCCUACAAUAUUACCAAUGUCAAGAUUUUAUGAAGUUGUUGAUGAAAUAAAUCACUAUUAUGAAAAGGAAUUUUUUAUAUAUAAUAGAUUAAUUAAAGUAACUUUAUUAUUAACAAUGAUUACAAUUAUGUUAUCAUUAGUUUUAUUUUUAACAACUGAUAUUCAAAAUGAAAAUAAUAAUAAUAAAAAUAAUAAUAAUUUUGGAGCAAAGGGAAAACAUAGUCAUGCUCAUGCUCAUCAUAAUAAAUCAAAAGAAAAUGCUCAACUUUCAAUUAGAUUUUUAUUACCAUUAAGCAUGUCAAUUAUUUUUUUAAUAUUUUAUUUAAUAACAUCUUAUAUUAGAUAUGUUUCUUGCCCAAAGAAUAUGGAAGAUUAUUGUGAAGUUUUAAGUAAUAGAUUUAGUAAUUUAUCAUUUUCAUAUUAUAGUGGAGAGUGGGGAUACUUUGAAAAAAUUACAAUAAAAUUCCCUCGUAUUCAUAUUCAUCCUGUAGUAUAUAUUUAUGUUGACCACAAUAAAAUUGAAAACAAAUCAACAAAUGAUAGGCUAACCUCUCAUCCUUCUGUCGAUAAAUUGUUCUCUUAA
Messenger RNA from Dictyostelium discoideum AX4, 912 nucleotides. RefSeq lists its product as hypothetical. The coding region runs from base 1 to 912 and encodes 303 amino acids. The transcript has 2 exons. The record is from RefSeq and is a predicted model, not a curated record. Lineage: Eukaryota; Evosea; Eumycetozoa; Dictyosteliales; Dictyosteliaceae.